AUGGCGUCGGCGGGAAAGAAGCUCCGGGGACACGAGCUGUUAAAUCGGAUAUGCGACCACUUCGAUAAAAAGGAAGCAAUCAAGAUGCGAUUUUGCCAAAAUCACGAUCGGAUCGAUCCUUCGAUUAUCCCCAUCGAGGUGUCUCACUUUGGCUUCCACACGAGACAGGCUAAAGAGGCUGUCGACGCGGUGCUUUUGAAACAACGACGCCUCGUUGGCAAGAGCGUCCCUGCCCAACCAUCGAGACUCGACCGUCGGACAGUAUCCACUGCCUUCAUGCAGGCGAUCUCUUGCUCUCCAAAUCGCCCUGCAACGAAGGGCCAGGCAAAGAGAGGGAGUCGGUCUCGACUUUCGGGAAAAGGUCUGUAUCGAGAGCACGUGGAAUAUACGCGCGCAAUCGCGCCCAUUUCCUUCUUGGCAACCGACACGGGAAGGGAUUUCGAAUUUCCCGUGUUGAACAGUGCCAGAAAAGAACCCUGCAGGUGUUGA
This is a messenger RNA of Pseudozyma hubeiensis SY62, 489 nucleotides long. RefSeq lists its product as hypothetical. The record is from RefSeq and is a predicted model, not a curated record. Lineage: Eukaryota; Fungi; Basidiomycota; Ustilaginomycetes; Ustilaginales; Ustilaginaceae. The transcript has a single exon. Bases 1 to 489 code for a protein of 162 amino acids.